AUGGGUUCUAUACAAACCGAAUUAUCGCUGCUGCAAAAAGCUCCCCUUUUCCCUCCCGACCCGAUAUUUGGGCUCACCAAACAGUAUCUUGCAGAUGGCUCUCCCAACAAGAUACUUCUCGGCGGCGGCACCUAUCGCGAUGAGAAGGGGCAGCCGUGGGUUCUGCCAUCUGUUGGGCUAGCAGAAGAGGCCGUAAGGGGUUCUGGCCACGAACACCUUCCCAUAGCCGGUCUCCAAUCAUUUCGAGAUCGAGCUGCGGAGCUGAUCCUUCACGGAACGCAAGCAUUAAAAGGCGGAAGAAUUGCUUCUUGCCAGUCUCUGUCCGGGACAGGAGCACUCUUUUUGGCUGGCGCUGCAUUGAGAGAGAUAGAUCCAAGCCCCAGAGACCUUUUACUCACAUCGCCAACUUGGGCUAACCACAAGCGCAUCUUCGAGUCAUUGGGUUUCGUGGUAAAAGACCUGCCAUACUACAAGAAUCAACGUUUCGACUUGGACAGCUACCUGGGAGCCCUGGACUCCUCUCGUCCUGGUUCGAUCGUCAUUUUACACGCAUGCGCACACAACCCAACGGGUUGUGAUCCAACUCGAGAACAGUGGAAGAGGAUAGCGGCCGUGGUCGAAGCUAAAAGCUUGUUUCCCAUCUUUGACAGCGCAUAUUUAGGGUUCAAGUCUGGAGACGUCGAUGCCGACUCGUGGGCAAUCAGGUAUUUUGUGGAAGACUUGGGCCUGGAAGCAGGAAUUUGUGUAUCAUUCUCCAAGAACAUGGGUCUUUAUGGAGAAAGAAUUGGUUUGGUGGCAUUUGUCACUAGAGACUCGUCUCUAACGCAAAACGUUGUUACAGUGCUCGAGCGUGUUCAGCGCGCGACUGUUUCCACUCCGCCAUUGUACGGCGCAAAGCUAGUAUCGACCAUUCUGGGGACCUCAGAAAUAAAAUCCCAAUGGGAAAAGGAUAUCAUCACCAUGUCUAGCCGGAUCUUGGCGGUGCGCCAAAAGCUUCACCAGAGGCUGCUAGAGCUGCAGACACCAGGAGACUGGUCGCAUAUCAUAGCGCAAGAGGGCAUGUUCAGCUAUCUAGGGUUGAGCCCAACGCAGGUGGCUCAUAUUCGAGAUGAAUAUCAUAUUUAUAUGUUAGGAAGCUCAAGGAUAGCGCUUACCGGUCUCAAUGAUGGAAACCUGGAGUAUGUCGCUCAAUGCGUGGACAAAGCGGUCAGGCAGAUAGAGUAA
Molecule: messenger RNA, 1224 nt
Organism: Exophiala xenobiotica
Lineage: Eukaryota; Fungi; Ascomycota; Eurotiomycetes; Chaetothyriales; Herpotrichiellaceae
Exons: 4
Coding region: 1-1224 (407 amino acids)
Biological process (GO): L-aspartate biosynthetic process
Cellular component (GO): cytosol
Molecular function (GO): L-aspartate:2-oxoglutarate transaminase activity; pyridoxal phosphate binding
Source: RefSeq, a predicted model, not a curated record